Messenger RNA from Myxocyprinus asiaticus (Chinese sucker), 2045 nucleotides. RefSeq names its product 4F2 cell-surface antigen heavy chain-like. Lineage: Eukaryota; Metazoa; Chordata; Actinopteri; Cypriniformes; Catostomidae. The record is from RefSeq and is a predicted model, not a curated record. Gene Ontology annotation, biological process: carbohydrate metabolic process; amino acid transport. Bases 174 to 1709 code for a protein of 511 amino acids. The transcript is spliced from 9 exons.
CAAAGCUUCUCGCGCCAUAUAAAAAGCAUCACUAAAGAAAUUAAGACACGAGUCACACGAGCUAUACCUAGGAACGAAGUACUACAUUUUUUAUUUUUUCGAAAUAUUCUAAACAAAGAUUCCCUCAUUAUUCCAAUUCAGUUGGUGGAAGGAGAACAUCAUAAACAGACGAAAUGAGCAACGCUUCUAAAGUAGACCUGAACGAUGUGGAGCUCAAUGAGGUGGAACUAGAGAAGCAACCCAUGACAGUGAGAGAGUCUGGAAAUAACGAUGGCAUCUCACCUGUGACUGAGAAGAAUGGAAUCGUGAAAGUGAAGAUUCCAGAAGAGGAGAUAAAGUUCACAGGACUAUCCAAAGAAGAGCUCUUGAAAGUUGCAGGAACACCAGGGUGGGUUAAAGUACGUUGGGCACUUCUGAUUCUUUUCUGGCUCGGUUGGAUUGGCAUGCUGGCUGGUGCCAUUGCCAUCAUUGUUCAAGCUCCUCGCUGCAAGCCCAUCCCUGAAAUGAACUGGUGGAACUAUGGACCUCUGUACCUGAUAGGAGACGUUAACUCGUUCACAAAGUCUCCAGGCCUUCAAGGUCUGGCAAAUAAGAUAGAGAAGAUGGAUGAGUUGAAAAUAAAGGGUCUGGUCAUAGGCCCUGUCCAUGUGUCCACUGCUGAUGAGCAUAGAGAUCUGAGGUUAAAUGACAUUUCUUCUGAGACUGGUACUCUGGAGGAGUUUAAAAAUGUCAUUCAGGCUGCACACAAGAGAGGUAUCUAUGUGGUUUUGGACCUGACCCCCAACUACAAAGGAUCAGAGCCCUGGUUUACCAAUGAAGCUGUCAACACUACUGUGGUGCAACUCAAGUCUUCUCUGAUCCACUGGCUGAAGGAAGGUGUAGAUGGAUUUCUCUUCUACGGUGUUGAAAAGGUUUCCACUGAAGUGCCAUCUCUUUGGAGGGAUGUUGAAGUCAUUAUCCACAAUCAGACUGAGGGAGAAACGAAAAAGGUCUUAAUUGGCAUUACAGAUCAGUCCUCUCCUGAUGACAUAGCUGCGGUUUUGAACAGCACUGGUGUGGACCUACUCCUCUCUGGUGCCCUAAGGUCCAAAUCUGCUCUGGAAAUUGCCCACACUGUUGAUCGCUUGUAUUCCACUCACAAUCAGUCUCAGCUGGCUUGGAACAUAGGUGGACGCAUCACUGGACACCUAUCCUCACUAGUGGGGCUUGUCCAUGUCAAGUUGUGGCAACUAUUGCUGCUCACCCUGCCUGGAACACCAGUGUUUAAUUAUGGGGAUGAGAUUGGACUGCAAGAUAAGUCCACCAAAUACCCGGCGAUGGUGUGGAACCUCUCGUCGCAAGAUAUAAACGAGACUUCAAAGAGAGAGCUAGAGAAAAUGGGCUCUUUCCGUGCAUUUUUCAAGGCCGUGAGUGAAAAAAGAAUGAAGGAGCGCUCUCUGCAACAUGGAGAAUACUUGCCUUUGUUCAACUCAACUACUGCCUUGGCCUAUGUGCGUAGGUGGGACCAAAAUGAACGCUACCUUAUUGCACUCAACUGGCACUCGAAUGACACGAUCACUCUUCAUCUGAAGCACGCUGAGCUUCCUGAGCAAGCUACAGUAGUGUUCAGUACUACUUCGAAGAUGGCUUCUGGUGAUCUACUACACCUGGCAGCACUUAAGCUGGAGCCAGAACAGGGUGUAAUGCUGAAAUUUCCUUACACAUCCUAAAGAUGAGUUGUAAACUUUACGUUAGUGUGAGUAUCUAUUUAAAAUGGAUACAUUUUUUGAUGGGGCACUCUGUUACACUAGUUUUUGCCUACUAAAUUGAGCUAAACAGUAUGAUAGUGUUUUUUUUUUUUUUGCUGUUAUUUGCAAUACAUUCCAUAGGAUUUUUUUAGUUUUAUUUUAAAUAACAUUUGACCUAUUUUACUUUAGUUUUAAGAAAUUCUUUAUGUAACUUCUCCUACUGAACAAAAAACUGUUCAAAUUCGUGUUUCUUUUGUGUUCUGAAAAAAGAUCCAUGAAAAUGAAAGCUGUGGACAAUAAACUAAGUGGAGCAGUUUA